CUUUUCACACCACUUAGGUGAUUCCGGUCUCCCAAAGCCGGAUAUCACGUGAUUAUCUCUCCUUCUCCAUGCAUUGUUUUUUAAUCUUUUAUCUCUUUAUCUCUUUAAUGUUGCAUUGUCUUUUCACUGCGAAUCAGCUAGCCAGUUUUAUUCAUAAUGCAAUUGUUUGAAUGGGCUUUUGGGAAAAAGCUAACACCCCAGGAAAAAUUGAGAAAGGUUUGUUUUAAGUUGUUCUUACAACAAUGAUAUCAUCAUCAUUAUUAUCAUCAUUGUUAUCAUCAUUUUCUUUAUUACUAUCAUAUUGACUGCAUACUGACAACAUCUAAACAUGGAUGACUUUAUUGCAGAACCAAAGAGCAUUGGAACGUACUCAGCGCGAACUAGACAGAGAAAGACAAAAACUAGAAAGACAGGAAAAGACCAUAGUGUCUGAGAUCAAAAAAUCAGCUAAAAAUGGCCAGAUAUCUGCUGCCAGAAUCCAAGCAAAGGACUUGGUCAGAACAAAAAACUAUAUUCAGAAAUUCAAUAACAUGAGAACUCAACUACAAGCCAUCUCGUUAAGAAUACAGGCUGUCAGAAGCAGCGACCAAAUGGCGAACUCAAUGAAGGAUGCUGCUAGAUUGUUAAAUGGCAUGAACAGAUCAAUGAACAUGCCCCAACUAACAAGGAUAGUCAUGGAGUUUGAAAAACAAAAUGAUAUUAUGGACCAGAGGCAAGAAAUGAUGGAUGACGCUAUUGACAACGCCAUGGGCGAUGAUAUUGAAGAAGACGAGGAAGAAGUAGACGAAAUCGUCAACCAAGUCCUAGAUGAAAUCGGUGUUGAUUUGAAUUCAAGUCUACAAAAUGCACCAGAAACCAUAGCACAAAAGAGCAAUCCGUUGUCCAAUAAUCCAGUUCCUCAAGCCAUCGGUGGUGGAAUAGGUGAUGAGGAUGAUUUACAAGCGAGAUUAGAUAUUUUAAAACGUCAAUAGAGAAUGUUCUUAUUUUGUUUUUUUAUUGUUAAGUUGCUUCAUUCUUUAAUUCUUUUAACUUUAUUUCAUGACUGUAUUUGUUUUUUUUCACAUAAUAAAGGCUAAUUAACCUAUACUUACAUUCUUUUCUAAUGUUCCUGGGUUUUGUAAUUGGA
Messenger RNA from Ascoidea rubescens DSM 1968, 1126 nucleotides. RefSeq lists its product as uncharacterized. Lineage: Eukaryota; Fungi; Ascomycota; Saccharomycetes; Ascoideales; Ascoideaceae. Gene Ontology annotation, cellular component: multivesicular body; ESCRT III complex. The record is from RefSeq and is a predicted model, not a curated record. Bases 333 to 971 code for a protein of 212 amino acids. The transcript has a single exon. Gene Ontology annotation, biological process: endosome transport via multivesicular body sorting pathway; protein transport; late endosome to vacuole transport.